Messenger RNA from Rhodotorula toruloides NP11, 1614 nucleotides. Its product is annotated as cytochrome P450, family 4, subfamily A. Bases 1 to 1614 code for a protein of 537 amino acids. The record is from RefSeq and is a predicted model, not a curated record. NCBI's taxonomy places the organism in Eukaryota, Fungi, Basidiomycota, Microbotryomycetes, Sporidiobolales, Sporidiobolaceae. Gene Ontology annotation, molecular function: monooxygenase activity; iron ion binding; oxidoreductase activity, acting on paired donors, with incorporation or reduction of molecular oxygen. The transcript is spliced from 10 exons.
AUGUCCGACGUUAUCUCGUCAGUCUCGCACUUCGAGCUCUCGACGGCUCAGACUGUCGGCCUCGUCGUCGCCGUCUACGUCGCCUACCUCGCCUGGAGCUACCGCGACAAGCGCGCUAUCGGAACUCGUCCUCGUCCCGACCUGUUCACUGUUCCCGGCCAGCAAUGGCUCUUCCUUGGCGACUUGCCUACGAUGGUCAAGAACCAGGACAGGCAGCUUGACCGCUUCAUCGAGAUCCGCGAGAAGUACAAGGACACGCUGCAGAAGGAUCCGUCUCGCGCCGUCUCUAUCACACUUCCCUGGCGUCGCAUGAUCGAGGCUUCCAAGCCUGAGUACCUCGAGUACAUCCAGCGCACCAACUUUAACAACUUUGUCAAGGGGGACCAGUUCUACAAGAACCUCUCCGGCCUGCUGGGCGAUGGCAUCUUCUGCGUCGACGGACACUCGUGGCAGCUCCAGCGCAAAACGACUGCCAAGAUUUUCACGGCCAACAACUUCAAGGGUGUCAUCACGCAGUCGCUCGAAAACCAGAUGGCCAAGCUCAUCGCCAUCAUCGGCCGUCACGCCGACCGCGGCGAGGAAUUUGACCUCCAGGAUCUCUUCUUCCGCUUCACGCUCAACUCGUUCGCCGAGAUGGCUUUCGGCAAGGACAUCGGCGCGCUCAACACCGAGUCUGACGAGCCCGUUCCAUUCGCCAAGGCCUUCGACUACGGCCAAGUCGUCAUGAACCGUCGCUUCAUGAACCCGUUCUGGCCCGUCACCGAGUUCCUCGACGGCACGCACUGGAAGAUGGCCGCUGCGACGAAGGUCAUGGACUCGUUCGCGUACGGCGUCAUCGAGGAGCGCGAGCGCGAAGGCCGCGGCAACUUCACCGGCGCCCAGAAAAAGGAGGCUGCUGAGAAGGACUUGCUCUCGCUGUACAUGGCUUUGCGCGACGACAACGGCGCUCCUUUGACGAGGAAGAUGCUUCGCGACGCCAUCCUCAACCUCAUCAUCGCCGGCCGCGACACCACCGCCCAAGCUCUCUCCUGGACAUUCUUCCACCUCCUCUCGAACCCGAAGCACAUCGAGGCUAUCCGCAAGGAGACCGACAACCUGGGCGAGGUUGGAUACGACACUUUCAAGCAGAUGACCACGACUACCGCCGUCUUCCAGGAGGGCUUGAGGCUGCACCCGAGUGUGCCGAAGAACGCUUGGGAGGCGCUCGGACCUGAUGUCCUGCCGAAUGGAGGACCGAGAAUCGAGAAGGGCGACAUUGUCUUCUGGUCCGACUGGACGAUGAACCGCGACCCGAAGGUCUGGGGACCGGACGCUGCCGAGUUCAAGCCGGAGCGCUGGCUCGACUCGGAGGGCAACCUCGUCAAGGAGUCGCAGUGGAAGUACCACGCCUUCAACGGAGGGUACCGUCUCUGCCUUGGCCAAAACCUCGCCCUGUACGAGGGUACCUCGGUCCUCAACGCUGUCACUCGCGAAUUCGACCUCUCCUUCGCGCCGGGAUACCUCGAGAACGUCAAGAUGUGCGACUUCGAGCAGACGCCGCUAUACAAGGGCGCCUUGACGCUCUCACUUGCGGAACCUCUUCGGGUCAAGGCGACGAGGCGCAAGCGUACAUGA